UUCUAUUCUUACCGAAAUAUAUAAUCUUAAGUGGAUAAUAUGAACAUUGAUUUUAUUAGUUAUCCCAUGUUAUGUACGAAACAAAAAAAUUGAGGAACCUUUUCUUACAGAAGAAUUGGAAUGGUUAGAAAAAAUAGGGAACUUGGGGCCUUUUAGAUUCAUUAAAAUUCAUUAACGUUAGUUAAUUAGUAAUAAUGUGAUCGGUAAUUCUUUUAUUAAUUUAAGUGACAAAAAUAUCUCUCCUAAAAUUACUCAGAUCGCUGGAAAUUUUGAACGAAGUGUGUUCUGAUGGAGAACCUCAGGCCUGGCUGAAUUCCAGGGUGUAAUGAUCUUUUGCUCUUCAUAAUAUAAUGAUUAUCUUUUGUCAACAAAAAAAAAGAUGGAGAACCUCCAUAUAUAAGUGGAAGGACCCUAUCUAUUUACGAUCUAUCUAUGACAAAAAAAAAAUCGGAAAGAAAGUAUAAAGACAUAAGAUAUAGACUCGACAUGAGAUAUAGACUCAAAUAGUGUACGUUAAUCCGUAUACAACCAGAUUCAGGGUUGAUUAUGAGAUUUUGGGAAUUGGGACCUUGUUAUGUAAAAAUGUGGCCCAAAUUAUUUUUCCUGAAAAUAUAAACAAAUCAUCAAUGAAAUCAUGACAUUAUUUAAAAAUGAUAUCUAUCUAAUAUGAUUUGAAAUAAAGAGUGACAAUCGUUUAAAUAGUAAGUUGUUAUAAAAAAUCAAUUACUUUAGAGAAUGAAUAAAAAAAUCAAAAUCAAAGAAUCAAAACAAUAACUAAAUUGAUAAAUUAAUUAACUAGACUCACCUGAAUAUGUAAUUAGAACUUAAUUGAGUAGAAGAUGAAAUAAUUUUAGAAGUAUCAAAUAGUAUAAACAAAUAAUAGAGUAAAAUAAAUUGGACAGGAGAAACUGAUAAUUUUUUUAGUCUACAAACUAUUUAUAAUUUGAUUUAGUUAUGUUUUAUUUUCUACUAUUGGUGGCUUGUACCUAAUUAUUUUGGUUAAAGUUUAAUAAAUCAAUGCGGAUAUUUAAAUAAUUUAGCAUUGCUGUGUUGCUAUUACAAGCAGAUUAAUUGGCGAGAAUGAAUUAUUUUCCCCUUUGGAAAGCUGAAAAAUAAUGAAAGUUCAAGAAACAAAUUUAGUAAUGCUAAUAAUGAGACAUCAACAAUAUUACCUCUUUUAUUCUAUUUAGGGGACACACAACAAAAAAUGAGUUCUGUUAUAUGUUUUGAAAAAAGUCUAAUAAGAAAUCAAGUAUUCCCCUCGGGGUCAGAAGAGCAGGUUUUCCUCCUGAUCAUCAACUCAACUUUCAUGUCUUUGUAGUGAAUGAAUUCGUGACUAUGGAAGGAAGAUGGUGUAAGUUCUUAUAGGAAGAACAAUCAUAGGGUCGCUAAAACACAUUAGAAGCAAUCAUAGCACAAAUUAAAGAUAUUAUGACAAUAAUGAUAGGAAAUGUAUGCACUUUGGAUCAUAAUACGAGGAUCUAGAAUAGAUAAUUAUACGUGUCAUCAGUAUUGCAGGAUUUAAACUCGAGAAAGCCAUAACAAUCCAUACAAGGAUAUACCAAAGAGAAGGAGCAUUACUCGAAGAAACGUGGGCUUCCUAUAUCUAUUCGCGUACUUUAGGACAAAUGCUUCAAAUAUCAAGGCAAGGAACAUCAAUCCUACACUUCAUUACUAUGAACAAAGGAUUCAUGUCAACGAAAUAGUAAGAGAUGCAUAUAGAAGAUUUGAUGCUACUAAGAGUGACUUGUGGAGAUUACCCCACUAUAGAGGACAUGGAGCAAGCUUUCAAAGUUCUUGAUGCAAGAGGCAAGAUCAAUUCAGAACCUCCUACGAGCAUCGAUGCUAGCAUCAAUGAUAAAGAACCAAAGCAACUGCAAGAAGAUGUUCAAAUCAUCAAGGAACAUCCUGAAGCCAAUAAAGGACAGUCCAUUGAGAUGCAUGAAGUAUUUGGAGAGAUCAUCAGCCACGAAGGGCUUAUGGAGCAUGAAUAAUUCAUGGACCGUAGGGAGGAGAAAGAUCAUAUCAAGGCCUACCCAUUUGACGAAGAAGAAGAUGGAGAGAUCGUAGACCAUGGAGAGGAGGGCCAUAAUGAGGUUAACGAAUUUGAUGACGAAGAAGGUGGGUUUAUAACUCAAUCUUUAGAAGAAGGCAAGAGACCCCCUAGGAAUAUGUGAAGGAUGAAAGAAUCUACUCACAACAUGAUGAAAUCAUCAUACCAAUAAUGGAAUCCAUGAUCGAGAAUCUUUAACCUAUCCAAAGAUGAAGAAUGAUCAACCUAGCGAGGAACCUCAACAGGAAGAUCAUCUAAGGGCCAACGAAUAAGAAGAUGAUCUUACAAAUGAAUCUUAGGAAGGAGAGGACGAGAUACCACCCCUAGAAGUAGCAAUGGAGGAAGAAGGAUGCAACAAAAGAAGUUACACGAAUCCAAACUUUCAUGGAAUCAUGGGAAGAUGUCAAAGGCUUUACACUCGUCGAGGGCUUCCAACACGUCCUACGCCUUCUUCAAUCUUCAUCUUAGAGUUAUCCACCUACCAAAGCAUAAACAACCAUUGGAGAC
This is a messenger RNA of Linum trigynum, 2560 nucleotides long. The record is from the annotation of a GenBank genome assembly. NCBI's taxonomy places the organism in Eukaryota, Viridiplantae, Streptophyta, Magnoliopsida, Malpighiales, Linaceae.